GCCGGAGGGGAGGAAGUUGGCCUCGGAACGGCCUCCAGCGUGGGGGUCGGUUGCGGGGAGGCAGCGGCGGCCGCUUCCAGCACCCGCGGGCGGCGCGAUGGGAGACGAGAUGGACGCCAUGAUCCCCGAGCGGGAGAUGAAGGACUUUCAGUUUCGAGCUCUGAAGAAAGUGAGGAUCUUCGACUCCCCCGAGGAGCUGCCGCGGGAGCGCUCGAGUCUGCUCGCGGUGUCCAACAAGUACGGGAUGGUCUUUGCUGGCGGGGCCAGCGGGCUGCACAUCUUUCCUACCAAGAAUCUUCUUAUUCAGAAUAAACCUGGAGAUGAUCCCAAUAAAAUAAUUGACCAAGUGCAGAGCUUGCUCGUCCCCAUGAAGUUCCCGAUUCAUCACCUGGCCCUGAGCUGCGACAGCCUCACGCUCUCCGUGUGCAUGAUGUCCAGUGAACUUGGUUCCAUUAUUGCUUUCUUUGAUGUCCGCACGUUCUCGAACGAGACAAAACCGCAGAAGCGCCCCUUUGCCUAUCACAAGCUUCAGAAGGAUGCGGGCGGCAUGGUGCUGGAUAUGAAGUGGAACCCCACGGUCCCCUCCAUGGCGGCCGUGUGUCUGGCUGAUGGCAGUAUCGCUGUGCUGCAGGUCACGGACGUCGUCAAAGUGUGUGCGACGCUUCCUUCCACGGUGGCGGUGACCUCCGUGUGUUGGAGCCCCAAAGGCAAGCAGCUGGCAGUGGGGAAGCAGAACGGAACUGUGGUCCAGUACCUUCCUACUCUGCAGGAAAAAAAAGUCAUUCCUUGUCCUCCAUUUUAUGAGGCCGACCAUCCUGUCCGAGUUCUGGACGUGCUGUGGAUCGGCACCUAUGUCUUCACCAUCGUCUACGCCGCUGCCGACGGCACGUUGGAGACGGCUCCGGACGUGGUGAUGGCGCUGCUCCCGAAAAAAGAAGAGAAGCACCCCGAGAUAUUUGUGAACUUCAUGGAGCCGUGCUACGGCAGCUGCACGGAGCGGCAGCACCAUUACUUCCUCAGUUAUGUGGAGGAGUGGGACUUGGUGCUGGCAGCGUCUGCAGCGUCCACAGAAGUUGGUAUCCUAGCUCGACAGAGUGAUCAGAUUAAUUGGGAGUCUUGGCUGCUGGAGGACUCCAGUCGCGCUGAACUGCCCGUGACUGACAGAAGCGACGACUCCCUGCCCGUGGGAGUUGCCGUGGACUACACGAACCAGGUGGAAGUGGCCAUCAAUGAUGAGAAGACGCUCCCUCCUGCUCCAGUUCUCUUGCUGCUUUCUACAGACGGUGUGCUCUGUCCGUUUUACAUGAUCAAUCAGAAUCCUGGGGUCAGGUCCCUCAUCAGGACCCCGGAGCGGCUCUCGCUAGAGGGAGAGCGACAGCCCAAGUCAUCAGGAAGUAUUCCCACCACCCCGACCUCCUCGCCAGCCGCCCAGAAACUGGAUUCUCCGCUGGCCGCAGCUUCCAUCUCUGUGCCUCCCUCGGGGCCUGCUGCCCCCACCUCCACCUUCUCUCUGCCCUCUCUCGGCUUCUCCUUUGGCACUUCCUCCUCGAAGCCGUCUGCGUCGGCAGCUGGGGAGCCCCCGCCAUAUUCCGGCACCUUGAGCACGUCCAAAGCAGCCCUGGGCUCCAGUGCCCCCGCCUUCGCUUUCGCUUCUCCUCCUCCCCACGCCUCCCCCGCUCCCACCCCUGCGGCCUCGCCCGUGGCGCCGGCAGCUCCUCCCUUCCUGGGCUCCUCGGGCUUUAAGCCCACCCUGCAGAGCACACCGGCCGCCAGCUUGCCCCCUGCCAACGUGGGGCUGAAGCCCUCCAGCCUGCCCGCGGCCGCCACGGCCAAGGGCAGCCCGAGCGAAAGCUCCCAGAGCGCACCCCCCAUCCUGCCGCUCUCGUCUGCCUCCAAGCUCACAUCCGGCUUCCUCAGCCACACGCCGCCCGUCUUGCUGCCGCCCAGUUCCGUGUCAUCGAACCCGUCCGCCUCUCCCUCGGUACCAGGGCGAACGACCCUCGGCAGUCUCAGCCCAGUGCCCUCCAUGGCGCAGAAAUCACCCAAGAUAGCCCCAACGGUGACCAAGGCCGGCUCGGCCCAGAUGAAGCCUCUUCAGCCCCCCUCGACAGAGAAGCAGGCGCAUCCGUGGAAAGACUCGGACCCCGUCUUGGCUGGGAUCGGGGAGGAGAUCGCGCACUUCCAGAAGGAGCUGGAAGAACUGAAAGCCCGCACCUCCGAGGCGUGUUUCCAGGUGGGCACCGCCGAGGAGAUGAAGAUGCUGCGGGCAGAGUCUGACGGCCUGGACGCCUUCCUCCUGGAGAUCCGGGACACCACCGAGUCUCUCCACGGGGAUAUAAGCACCCUGAAAACCACUCUGCUGGAGGGAUUUGCCGGUGUCGAAGAGGCCAGGGAGCAAAACGAGCGGAACCGCGACUCCGGGUACCUGCAUCUGCUGUAUAAGAGGCCCCUGGACCCGAAGAGUGAGGCCCAGCUGCAGGAAAUCCGGCGCCUUCAUCAGUAUGUGAAGUUCGCUGUCCAGGAUGUGAAUGACGUUCUAGACUUAGAAUGGGAUCGGCAUCUGGAACAAACCAAAAACCAAAAGCGCCUGCUGGUGCCAGAGCGAGAGACGCUGUUUAACACCCUUGCCAACAACCGCGAGAUCAUCAACCAGCAGCGGAAGAGGCUGAAUCACCUGGUGGACAGUCUCCAGCAGCUCCGACUCUAUAACCAAACCUCCCAGUGGAGCCUUCCCCCGGACGCCCCUCCCCCGAGCUCCACUCGCAGUUUUGACAGUGACCUUGAAAGCCUCCGGAACGCUUUGUUGAAAACCACCAUAGAAUCUCAUUCCAAACCCUUGCCCAGAGUUCCAGCUAAACUGUCCCCGGUGAAACAGGCUCAGCUGAGAAACUUCUUGGCCAAGAGGAAGACCCCGCCUGUGAGAUCCACAGCCCCAGCCAGCCUGUCUCGGUCGGCCUUCUUGUCUCAGAGAUACUUUGAAGACCAGGAUGAGAACAGCUCCACCUCCUCCAUCUCCCAGUCCCUGGACAGCGAAGAUGCGGCCGCGACCUCGUCUCGGCACGUGCCUGUGAGCCGCACGUCCUCCGUCCAGACCACACCCGUCCAGCCCAACAUUGUGAUCCAGACCUCCGCCAUCCCCAAGUCUCAUGCCGUGUUGCUGUCCGACUUAGCGACGGCGUCGGUGUCUCCUAUCAAAGUCGCUCCCCCGGGGGCCGACAGCACCGUGCUCCCCACGAGGACCGUGAAGCACGGCGCCCCCGGGCCCUCGCAGGCCAGCCCGGCCUCCCAGGCCGCCGGGGCGGCAGCGCUGAGACGGCAGCUGGCCAGCCAGGCCCCAGCUGUGAGCACCUUGACGGAGUCGACCCUGAAGAAUGUCCCUCAGGUGGUGAACGUGCAGGAGCUGAGCAGCACUCCGCCCAACUCCGUGGGUUCUCCGGUGCCGUACUCGACAGCCAAAGCAGCUCACCCGGGCUUGACGCCAGGGACGGCGAACCAGGCUAAACAGGGUUCUUUCGUAAACCCCCCGAAGCCGCCUGCACCCACAGCAGCUUCUGGUCAGUGGUCGUCCAGUGAUAACGCUGCAGGGCCAGAGGCAACCAAGAUAGAAACAACUGUGACUUCUCCGUCUGUCGGGCAGUUCAGCAAGGCUUUCUCCUUCUCCUCGUCCGGGACCGGCUUUAAUCUUGGGAAACUCACACCAGCGCCAUCUUCGAAUCUCCUUGGUGCACAAGGUCCGACUGCCUCCACCAAAGAUGCCAGCCCGCUGGACGCCUUCUCCCUGGGCGGGGCAGGCAAGGCUUUCUACGAGAGCACUCCCGACGGCGCGGCCCCCGCGGGGCUCACCUCAGACGCUGCUGCCGCAGCCGCCCCAGGAGAGAUGGCUCCGCCGAUGAGCCGGCCCACGGCUCCUUCCCUGGUGCCCCUCUGCUCUGUGGUCGGCAAGGCAGAGAGCCCGCUGUGCAGGCCGGGCGAGCUGUUCCCCGGCCCUCUCGCCGGGGAGACGCUGGGGAGCUUCUCGGGCCUGCGGGUCGGCCAGGCAGAGGACUCGGCCAAGCCGGCCGGUAAAAUGUCAACCACAAGUCUAGCAAGUGUCCAACCCACCAAGACAUCCGCCGGGCCCGUGGGGUUCAGUUUCACGGGCCCCCCGGUGCCAGAGAAGCCUGCAGAGCCCCCAGCGACUGCUGUGUCCAGCACACCAGCGGCAUCCGCAGCGGCCGCCGGCGCCAGCAUAAGCAGCUCCCCUGCCGGGGUGUUUGGGAGUCUGGCCCCGGUCAGCGCGGGCCCCGCAGGGAUGGUCAGUUUCGGAGGGAUCGCCACAGGUGGCAGCAAGACAGGCUUUGCGUUUGGGAGCCAGCAGGCCAACAGUCCAGCGCCCGCGUCCACGCCGCCGGCAGCCACCACUGCCGCACCCCUGCCCGCUUCCUUCCCCACCUUGUCAUUCAGCGGCCUCCUGAGCUCAGCAGCUGCCCCGUCCCUGCCCGUGGCCUCCGGCAGAACCACAGAAGAGGCCCCGUCCUCGGCACUGCCCGAGAAACCAGGCGCCAGCGAGGUCGUGGCCCCCACAGCCUCGCCCCUAGGGCAGCAGCAGGCCCCGGACAGGAAGGAGCCUGCUCUCGCGCCCCCGCUGGACGGCAGCCCCCGGGCGCCCAGCCCCAGCCUCGCGGCACCCACUGCCGAGGCCCCCGCAGCCACCCCUGGUGUUCCCGACGUCAAGGCAGAGCCAGCCUCUCCUGCCAGCCACUCCGGGCUCGAGCCCCCCGCUCCCGCGGUGACCGCUGUCUCGAGCGCAGGCCCGGCGGCCGCAGAAACAUCCAGCGCCCCCUCCACCUCCACCGCAGCUUCCGCAGCAGCUCCCAGCCCCGCCGCAGAGACCACGGUGUUCGGGACGGUCUCUUCCGGUGCUUCCGUCUUUUCUCAGCCACCCGCCGCCAGUUCCAGCUCAGCUUUCAGCCAGCUCACCUGCAGCACGGCCACGGCCCCCUCGGCGGCCCCCGCCUUUGGACAGGUGGCGGCCAGCACGGCGCCCAGCCUGUUCGGGCCGCAGACGAGCAGCAUCGCCAGCACAGCGACCACCGCGCCCCCGGUCAGUAGCUCGGGCUUCGGCAGCCCCGCCUUCGGCACGGCGGGCACAGGCGUCUUCGGGCAGACCUUCGGGCAGGCCCCGACCUUCGGGCAGGCGACCAGCAGCCCAGCGAGUGGCUUUUCCUUCACCCAGCCAGCAUUCAGCUCCGUGCCAGCCUUCGGCCAGGCCACCACCUCCACGCCGUCCUCGACCAGCGGGAGCGUGUUCGGGGCGGCCUCGAGCACCAGCAGCUCCCUCUCCUUUUCCUUCGGACAGUCUUCCGCCGGCACAGGCGCGGGCCUGUUCGGCCAGAGCAGCGUGCCCGCUUUCGGCCAGAGCCCUGGCUUUGGCCAGGGAGGCUCCGUGUUUGGCAGCUCCUCAGCCACUACCACCACAGCGUCCCCCUCGGGGUUCAGUUUCUGCCAGGCGUCAGGUUUCGGAUCUAGUAAUACAACUUCGCUGUUUGGUCAGGCAGCCAGUCCUGGUGGAACUGGGUCUGGAUUCUUUGGCCAGCCUGCCGCCACCUCGUCUUCCAGCAGCAGCGUGUUUGGGUCCGGGAGCACCGGACGAGGAGGAGGUUUCUUCAGUGGCCUCGGAGGGAAACCCAGCCAGGAAGCAGCCAACAAAAACCCCUUCGGCUCGGCCAGCGGGGCCUUUGGAGCGACAGCCACCUCGAAUCCCUCAAACCUGUUCGGGAACAGUGGCGCCAAGACCUUCGGCAGCUUCGCCAGCUCGUCGUUCGGCGAGCAGAAGCCCGCCGGCACCUUCAGCUCCGGGGGCGGCAGCGUCGCGUCCCAAGGCUUCGGCUUCUCCACGCCCAACAAAACAGGUGGCUUCGGUGCUGCUCCAGUGUUCGGCAGCCCUCCCACUUUCGGGGGGUCCCCUGGGUUUGGAGGGGUGCCGGCAUUCGGUUCAGCCCCAGCCUUUACAAGCCCUCUGGGCUCGACGGGAGGCAAAGUGUUCGGAGAGGGCACGGCGGCCGCCAGCGCGGGAGGAUUCGGGUUUGGCAGCAGCAGCAGCACCGCCUCGUUCGGGACCCUCGCCAGCCAGAACGCCCCGACCUUCGGCUCCCUGUCGCAGCAGACGGCCGGCUUCGGCUCGCAGGGCGGGGCCUUCUCGGGCUUCGGCGCCGGCAGCGGCGGAGGCUUCAGCUUCGGAUCAUCCAGCUCGUCCGUCCAGGGCUUUGGUGGCUGGAGAAGCUGAGAGGGGGUCCCUGUGCCCCUCGGGUUCCUGUGACCAGCCACCGAGUCGGUGUCAGCGCCCCCUCCCGGAGACACGCCGCAGGGACGUCCGCAGAGACCGGGCCGGGGAGGACAGCAGGCCCGGCGCCCCGGACGCACCCCGGGCCAGCGCCCUCCCCUGCAUUAAACUCUGCUGUUUCCGUA
Molecule: messenger RNA, 6447 nt
Organism: Sorex araneus (European shrew)
Lineage: Eukaryota; Metazoa; Chordata; Mammalia; Eulipotyphla; Soricidae
Gene: NUP214
Product: nucleoporin 214
Exons: 36
Coding region: 98-6265 (2055 amino acids)
Biological process (GO): protein import into nucleus; RNA export from nucleus
Cellular component (GO): nuclear pore
Molecular function (GO): protein binding; structural constituent of nuclear pore
Source: RefSeq, a predicted model, not a curated record